CAUCUCUUCCAAUUCUCAUCCAAACGCGCAAGAGAGAGAGAGAGAGAGAGAGAGAGAGAGAGAGAGAGAGAAUGGACGCUAUUGAUUCUGUGUUCGAUCCGCUCCGAGAAUUCGCCAAGGACAGCGUCAGGCUCGUGAAGCGCUGCCACAAACCCGAUCGCAAAGAAUUCUCGAAAGUUGCCGUGCGUACCGCGAUUGGUUUCGUUGUCAUGGGAUUUGUCGGUUUCUUCGUGAAGCUCAUCUUCAUUCCAAUUAACAACAUCAUCGUCGGAUCUGGUUAGGAUGAGGGUAACUACAAUCGUCUCUGGAAUUCAAGUAGAAAGAGGCCGAGAGUUCCUACUUCGAUAGAUCAUUCAUGCUUAAUCUUAGUCUUGUAUUCCAUUUUUGGUUUUUCCUUAUAUAUUAACUUCGGAAGCAUUACAGUUUUAUUUGAAAUGUAAAAUUUUAUUGUUCCAUGUGUUAGACCUUGAUACAUUGUUUUUAUUUAGAAAAGGAGGAAAGAAGUAGUUGAGAAUUAGUUUUGUUUU
Abrus precatorius (Indian licorice) is the source of this 527-nucleotide messenger RNA. RefSeq names its product protein transport protein Sec61 subunit gamma. The coding region runs from base 72 to 281 and encodes 69 amino acids. NCBI's taxonomy places the organism in Eukaryota, Viridiplantae, Streptophyta, Magnoliopsida, Fabales, Fabaceae. Gene Ontology annotation, molecular function: transmembrane protein transporter activity. Gene Ontology annotation, biological process: post-translational protein targeting to membrane, translocation; protein targeting. The transcript has 3 exons. Gene Ontology annotation, cellular component: membrane; Ssh1 translocon complex. The record is from RefSeq and is a predicted model, not a curated record.